AUGUCUAUCUGCAUAUAUCUACAUGCAAUUGCAAUCGUAAUUAAAUUAAAGGAUGAAAAAGCUAUAGGAGAAUUAAUGAUUCGAGGAACUAUAAUAUUUUUAACUGGAUACCUUGGAUGGAAUAUCGAUUAUCAUUUUUGUACCAAUAUGAAUAAAAUAUUAAAUCCACAAUUACAUGCUUGGUGGCAUGUGACAGCAUCAUAUUCAUGUUACUUGUUACUUUUAAUCGUGAUAUUUGACCGGUCAAAAAUUCUUGGAAAAAAUCCAAAAAUUGAAUGGGUGUGUAUUGUUUUACCGUACGUGGGAUUAUCGGAUGAAUCAGAGCAAUACCUACCUUCGAAGGUCAUGCCCUCGGCAGAAAGAGAAAUUCUCAUGCAAGAAGUCUCGCUUGAUUUCAAUGACAAUUUUCUACAAAGCCAGAAUACGUUAGCUCAAGAGCGAUUUCUCAUGGAUGAACAUAAAGAAUAUCAUAAAGUUUCUUCUUCUGUUAUUGAACUUGGAAAAGAAGGUGUAGAGGCUUGUGAAGACAUGGUCUUUAUGUGUAUGCUUGCGAAAAAAUUUAUGCACACGACUGCAGUUACAG
Dentiscutata erythropus is the source of this 583-nucleotide messenger RNA. Lineage: Eukaryota; Fungi; Glomeromycota; Glomeromycetes; Diversisporales; Gigasporaceae. The record is from the annotation of a GenBank genome assembly.